AUGCCACUGAAACCUGUGCACAUUGCGCAGCCGCCCUUCUUCUACGCGGCAGGAAACACACCGGCAGUAUGCCUGACACAGAAUCUCCCGCCUGAGAAGGAUGCCGCUCUACUUCUCCUAGGUUGCGGGGAUAUCCGGAACCUCCUGUUUACCGUGUACAGUGGAACAGGCAUCAGUAAGCACAGCGCCACAUGGACUUAUUACAGUUUGCUAACCUCCAACACAGAUUCUAGAAAGUUAGACUUCACGUGUUGCGACCUGGAGGCGGAGAUCAUUGCUCGAAACGUUCUCGCUCUGAGCCUCAUUCUCGACGACACAGAAGGCAACCAUGUUUUGCAGCUAUGGAACAUCUACUACCACGUCUUCAUCGACGCCGAAUCCUUCGAUCUCCUGCAGACUCAGGCUGAGAAGCUUCUGGGGUUCGCUACAUCUGUGGAGACCUGGGAGAGCAGCCCUUACGGCAAACUUCUGCGCUUCUGCGACCGCAUGACGUUCGACAAUGUCAUCAAGCUCUGGAAACUCAGUGCCAUGAAGCCGUCCGACCAAACAAAAUACAAGGAAGUGCAAGACAUUGUAAAAGCCCAGUGGGGUGCGGCCAAGCGGAUCCAGGAACGCAAUACUGGCCAGGGCGGCUUCAAGCUAGACGGUCUACGUGCAGCCGCACCUUUGCUAAGGGAGGCAAUCGCCGAGGCUUCCAACUCUUACAAGGCCUUUUGGCAAAGCGGCAUUUGCUUCGAGAACAAGAAAGCAAUCAUGAGGUCUCCCAUCGCUAAUCCAACUUUUGCGUGUCUGCGCAGUGGCCUCACGCUUCACUACGGUACGAACCCCCUCUGGGGCUUUCACCUUAGCCUAGAUCAUGCAAGGCUGUCCGCAGAUUCCCCGCUGUACCAUGUCAGCGAAAAGACUUCACGUCUAGCAGUGCCAAACGAGCUACGGAUAGUUCUUGCGCAAUUCGAAGCGUGGUGUGCUUCCCUGCGAAGCUCGACAUCCAAAUGGACCAUUCGUUAUGUCCAUUGUGAUGCACUGGCAUGCUGUCAUGUCCUCCAACACCGUCUUUCCAACAGCAGACCACAAGCUAGCCACUGGUACAGAUCAGGCUGGGAGCACAUGGCCCUCGAAUUGGACUCUGCGGAUUACGAUGAGCACGGAACAGGUCCCACCUCGUUUGAUGUUAUCGACACGUCCAAUCUAAUGGAUCAUCUGGGUAGUUUAAAUGUGCUCUCAGCGGCCGCACCGCUGCUCGUUCCCGGACCCUCCUCGAUAAUUCGGACGGAGAUGCUAUUACCACGAGAAAAAGACGUGGGUGCAUCCGCAAAGACACUGCUCAGCGGUGAUCUGCCAACGAUGGCGAUCCUGCUUGGAUUGAAACCUGUGCAAUACUGGGCUAAUUCUACAGCGACUUGGCAUGUCAACGAGUCCAUGCUGCAGAGCUUUUCUAGCGAUAACAAUAUCAUCCAGGCGCUAUCUCGACAUGUCGUGCUAUGGAGGCGCGCUGACCUUAAAAAAGUUCAUUACGAUGCAGCUGAACUUGCUUCUGUUAUCUACAAGGCCUAUCUUGAGAUGUUCUCCGACGAGAGCUGGGCGCGCAAGUUCGAAAUACUCAGCAUUACGGACGAUGCUCAGAAGAUCAAACAACUCCACUCAUACGAGGUCUAUUCGCGCGCAGGUCUCGCCGUGAUACUAGGCUUCAUCAAGCGGGUGAACGCGACAGAUUGGCAUCCUUUCAUCGACAAACUGGUGGGACUCAUUCUGGAUGAUCGCACACUCAACAUGGGGCCUCAUCAUUUCCAAUCCUUAUUUGCACAUCUCGAGAUCUUUGGGCUAUAUCCCCUUGAUCGUCACCCUGGGUAUGAGAAGCACCUUGCUGCCGGUCCGUUUCGCAAGUGGCUAGAUAUGCCGACAGUCGUAUGCGUUACUCUGGUGGUUCCGCACCAUGCUGUCGCGAUGUUUGACGAUCUUCUGAAAGGUUACGGCACUCCACUAUGUCACUUACAACUACAAUCUUCAGUCGCACGCGCAGAGUCUAUCUACCCCGACAUUCAGCUUGGGUUUGGCACGUUGACUCUAUCUGGAACACCGUAUACCGCCGAUUACACCGUCGCUAUUCAGAAUGACGACAAAGGAUACAAAGGCAAAUCUCCUCUGAUCGUCUCAGCCAUGGUUUCUACUGGGUCUCUGAUUGAUCAGGGCGACCCAGCAUGUCGUGUCGUGUUUGGGCUGAAGAGUACGCCUGCGAGUCUGGCCAUGUGUGGCGCGAAGCUGGGCAUGAUGUUGCAUUUGCACAAAUCGUCCGUCGGCCAGAACGAUGUUUUCGUCACAAGAUAUCGUCCCAAUAUGACAGGGCAUGCAUCCAUGCAGCAUGCAGUAGUUUCUUCAAAGGUGACUGAGAACGAUGUAGCUGUGGUCGUGCAGCCACGCCUCGGCACUGUCACGGCAAAGGCGACGGCCCUGCGCAUUCGCUGUGGUAUCAAGUCGCCCAUCGGUCAAAACGCUCUGCAGAAUGCAGCGAAAGUCGAGUGCAAGCUAUUAAAUCCCUUCACCAUGGUCCUGAAGAUCGGCGAUACCUUCCACUAUAAAAUCGACCUACCUCUGCCAAUCGAUGCAACCCAAGGCCGAACUAGGGUUGCACGAACAUCGUUAUGGAUAGAGUAUGAAGCGCCUGUCACAACUCCGGAACUGCUCGCCCCUCGGCCAGACUCCAUGUUCCUAGUUAUGCGAGACGCUCAGUCACGUCCCGUCCUUGAUCACAUUCACUACGUCGUACCUGACUGCCUUCCCAAGCUAUAUGUUGGAAACUCGAACUCUCACGCGCAGUGGAUGACGAUGUGCACUUCCAUCGCGGCUACCAUGUCCGUCACUGAGGUGGCGAUGCAAGAGAAGGCUUCGUCGUGCGACAUCACCAAUAAGCCUGGACGUCUGGGCGUCAAGGAAUCAAUCUACAUGAUGAUCAUGCACAUCUUUGGACUUUUCGACAAAGAGCGCUCGUACAUGUUCGGCCUGCACGGAGCUUCGGGCGAGAUCGCCUUGGUGUUCGUGGACGCAGUGCGCAUGGAUGUGUCUAACCAGACCGUCUUUCUUGAUGCAGCUAUCAUUCAACUACACGCAAAAACCGGCCCGGACAUCGCUCGGUCUACUUCAAGCCUAUACGGUCAAACCGUGAUAGUUCUUACUGCUGACAAAAACGAAGUCCCGUUCUGGCUUCACCUUCUACCUACCUUUGCUGAGCGAUGCCGUACAUGGGAGCACAAGAGUUUUUGCGAAUACAGGGUCGAGGGAGCACACAUACCGCUUUCCACCCAGCUCAACGAGCAAAUCAUGUGCUCAUGUGGCAUGGGCAUCUUCCCUAACGGCUAUCUCAAGCAUCUCAAACCGUUCCAAGCUCUCAAGAAACACGCUGUGCGAGCCGCUAUCCCGGUAAUCUAUUCGUCGCCAAUUAGUCCCGAUACUGGUACAUUACCUCCUUCGUUCACCAACACCAUCAAGCCGAAGCCUACAGCGCCUCCCAGUACCUCGACGCCUGCUGCUACGAAGCCUCGCGUCGAGAAUUUGGAUGCAAAGAGAGCGUCAUGCUUUCAAUGCAUGGGGAAGGAGGGCAAAGGAGGCGCGCCUCUGUUGAGCUGUAGUGGAUGCAAGUUCGCGCGAUACUGCUCGAAGGCGUGCCAGGUCAAGAACUGGAAGGAGGAGCACAAGCAUUUGUGCGGGCAGCUGAAGAGUGGGAGUAGUUGA
Messenger RNA from Parastagonospora nodorum SN15, 3726 nucleotides. RefSeq lists its product as hypothetical. Lineage: Eukaryota; Fungi; Ascomycota; Dothideomycetes; Pleosporales; Phaeosphaeriaceae. Gene Ontology annotation, biological process: regulation of transcription by RNA polymerase II. Gene Ontology annotation, molecular function: DNA-binding transcription factor activity, RNA polymerase II-specific. The record is from RefSeq and is a predicted model, not a curated record. Bases 1 to 3726 code for a protein of 1241 amino acids. The transcript has 2 exons. Gene Ontology annotation, cellular component: nucleus.